Messenger RNA from Parathielavia appendiculata, 1113 nucleotides. RefSeq lists its product as uncharacterized. The transcript has 2 exons. NCBI's taxonomy places the organism in Eukaryota, Fungi, Ascomycota, Sordariomycetes, Sordariales, Chaetomiaceae. Gene Ontology annotation, molecular function: protein binding. The record is from RefSeq and is a predicted model, not a curated record. Bases 1 to 1113 code for a protein of 370 amino acids.
AUGCACGGACUCAUCGGCCUCUGUCCCGGCGGCUUCUCCGAAGCGGUUCGGAACUCGAUUUCGUCGCUGACCCGGAGAGAUUAUGACGCUCCGGCGACAAGCGCGCCAUCACAGCCUGGCAAGGCCUUGAAGGGAACGUGGCCAUCAACGCCCUCGCAGCCGCGCCCCCGCCAUCUCCUUGCCUUACCGCCCGAGAUCAUACUCAUGAUCCUGCAGCAGCUCGAUUUUGCCAGCAUCGCACGCCUGCGGCUGACGUGCAAGACGCUCCGCGGCCUGGCCAGCCCGCACCAGAUCCGCAUCCUCUUUGGCGGCCCGGCCCAGUUGCGCAUGCAGCUCCUGGGCCACUGCAAGACGUGUCUGGUGCACGACCCCUUCCGCUCCCGGCUGCUGCAGCCGCCCCUCGCCGACCCAGGUUACCCGCUGGCCAGCCAGUGCCUCGACUGCGCUCUCCAGGCCCGCGACCCGCGCAUCUCGGUUGGCAAGAAGAUCGUCCUGGCCAACUUCGACACGGUCUGGGUGUGCCGCUGGUGCGGCUACCCCAUCGUCGAAGGCGCCGCCUUUGGGUUCGAGCAGAUGCACCGUUUCUGCUACAAGCGGUACAACGACGUGCUCCUCUGCUUUUUUGUGCUGGGCUGGCUCCAGCUCGGCCUCGGCAUUGUGGCUGCGGCGCUCGCUUGGAGGUACUAUCGGGACGCUAUGCUGGUCUUCGCCCCGACAUUGACCAACUUUAUCCUCCUGUGGAUCUGCCUGAUGUUCCUCAUCUCGAGGGGCAGGCGGCUGAGGACCUAUCACUGGACCCUGGCCAUCGAGCUGAUCAUCCUUGCUCUCUGGAUCCCGCCCGUCUACCACGUUGCUACCGACAUUGCGAACGCAUCAGGCGCCACAGUCUUGAAGAGCACACGAGCCACUCUUGCCAUGUUUAUUUUGAACAUGCUGUUCAGGCUCCUGAACUUCUUUGGGAACCUCUUGCUUAUAUUCCGGCUUGACAUUACAAAGAGGCAUCGGUCAAGUAUUCCAAAGUGGAGGCUGCCAUUGCAUUACCUGGCAACUGCCCUUGUGAUGUGGACAUAUCCCCAGGCAGUUGAGCAGAAAUAUCCACCGGACUACUCGUAG